AUGUCCGUUCUUGUAAAUGGUAGCGCAACAAAGGACUUUAUUAUGGAGAAAGGCUUUCGUCAAGGAGAUCUUUUGUCUCCUUUUUUGUUCGUCUUAGUCAUGGAGGUCCUCACAGCCUUAUUGAAGAAAUCAAAAGAAAUAGGUGAAUUUCGUGAUUUUAGGAUCAAAGGUGAGAAGGAGGUGGAUUUGCUACAAUUUGCGGACGACACAAUUUUUAUAGCCGAAGGAGAUACCGCAAACCUAUGGAGUUUGAAAGCUAUCCUUAGAGGUUUUGAAUUGAUGUCGGGCUUGCGGAUUAAUUUUCAUAAGAGUAAUUUCUUUGGAAUUAAAGUGGGUGAAUUGUACUUGGAAGCCGCAUCUUCUUUCCUUUCUUGUAAAGUGGGGUCCUUGCCGUUCAAAUUCCUUGGAGUGAGGGUGGGUGAUAAUCCUAGAAAGCUAUCGAUGUGGAAAGAUCUUUUAAUGAUGUUAAGAAAAAGAUUGUCCGUUUGGUGA
Vicia villosa (hairy vetch) is the source of this 492-nucleotide messenger RNA. RefSeq lists its product as uncharacterized. Bases 1 to 492 code for a protein of 163 amino acids. The record is from RefSeq and is a predicted model, not a curated record. The transcript has a single exon. NCBI's taxonomy places the organism in Eukaryota, Viridiplantae, Streptophyta, Magnoliopsida, Fabales, Fabaceae.